GUGAGUUUGAGUUAAUGGAAAAGCGUUAAUUGUAAAUUAUUUCAUGUUCGUCAAGUAGUUAUAAAUAUCGGUUAAUUUGUGGCUAGUGCUUGAGUACAAUUCGGUAUAUGUGGUAUGGUAAUAAGGAUAGUUCAGAAAUCACGCACAAAACAAACCCUAACCAGGCAGAAUGGCCUGCACGAAUUGCGGAGUGGUUGGUCCACCGCCGGACAUGAUCUUAUCGAUGCCUCCACCACCCUUGCCAUCAUUUCUACUACCGCGCAGUGCUAUCGUCGCCCUUUCCGGGAAUGAGUCGCAACCUUGCUUCGCGGCCUUCAUGUGCGAGCCUAAUCCACGUCCUCGCGAGGGGGGCAUCGAGUUCAUUGAAUUGGCUGGCAAAGGAGGCCACAUCACAAUGGCCAACACGUGGCUAUUCGUAUUGAUUUCAUCCUGCGUCGGAGUCCUUGUUCUCGGCACUCUACUCGCCGUAAUCCUGAUGAAGUGUCGCGAUUACAGCUUUUCGUAUCAUGAAUCGAAUUUGAAGCAGUCAUCGAUGCCUGCCCUAGGGGAACCGUCGAAAUCGAAUCCCUUCCUGUCGGGCGGCAUGUUGUAUCCCUGUGCAUCGAACCGAGACUCCUUGCAGCAACAACUGGCCAAUGACAAUAGGCUGUUGUGGGCUACGUUAACACCACAUGGCACAAGGCACUUUGUUUCAGAGUUCCCGGCACAGGAAUCACACUAUGAGGUUGUCGAUUAUAAAGCUAAACCACAAACGGCCAAACCAUCGGGGCGAGAUACUUUGAAACGAGUCCCAGUUAAGUCAUUCGACAAUAAUGGAUUUGUGGACUACGACUACGAGGAUCCAACUCCACUAAUGGACUCAUAUCACGAUGACUUGGACUCAGGAUACCAAGAGCCCCAUGAGGUCAUUGGAACACUAUCUCGAAGCUCACCGCGGCCUCUCGUGUCGUCACCAACGCGAAUAGAGAACCCAAACAUUCCGCCUCUGAACAUGUAUCCUCACAACAGGAAUCCCAAUGGAACUUUGAACAAAAAAACCACAUUAAGCCGUCGCAUAAGUGAUGCAUCAUCCUACAGUGCAGCCGGCAUGUAAACCGGCUGCACCUCAAUUAUUCCUAAAUCUAUUCUUUAAGCACUUUGUGACUAGGUUACCUUAUCAUGUCUGUACAAUAUUUCACUAUAGUUUUACGUAAGUUUUAGAACUGAACUGAUUGAUGCUGAUCCAAGUUUUCAAACUCUCCUAAAUGUUCGAUUGGUUCGAAGCGAUUACGUAGAUAAGUGGCAAACCACAUUUUGGGGGACUCUAUGCAGCGGAAGGUAGGCACGUUGCAUAACUUCGCACCCAAAUUGUCCUUUUUACCUAUGGAGUAACUUUUAGUGGAUUGAAUCUAAGGCGUCCAUGCAAUGCUUCUUUAGAUAUUGUUGGUGUCCACCCUAGUUUAUUAAGGUGCGAGCUACUGCCAAAGUCACCGGGUUCCAACGAAGGCGUAAAAACACCAAAUUUCAAAACAUUAACCGUAAAAUCAAAUUAAAACUCUCGAUUAAGUGUCGUAUCACGUAUCAAUGUACUGUGUCUGCAUCCAUCAUCCAACCUCGAAGGGCGUAAUUGUCCUGCUUCACAACUACCCCAUUCCAGGCGUGAUGAUGCCUUUAUAUGUAUAUGUAUGUACCUCAGUAUAUGCAAAGCACAAUAUAUAUCUGUAACUCGCUCUCUUUUAACAAAAUAUUUGAAAAAUCCAUAAAUUAGGAACGUGUGCUGUUUGAAUU
Molecule: messenger RNA, 1767 nt
Organism: Hermetia illucens (black soldier fly)
Lineage: Eukaryota; Metazoa; Arthropoda; Insecta; Diptera; Stratiomyidae
Exons: 4
Coding region: 170-1093 (307 amino acids)
Source: RefSeq, a predicted model, not a curated record